This is a messenger RNA of Cottoperca gobio, 1888 nucleotides long. It is a transcript of the gene otol1a, whose product is annotated as otolin 1a. The record is from RefSeq and is a predicted model, not a curated record. Gene Ontology annotation, molecular function: protein binding. Lineage: Eukaryota; Metazoa; Chordata; Actinopteri; Perciformes; Bovichtidae.
AGAAAGAAUACAAUGAUGGCUGCCGGAGCAAAUAUAAGGAAAGAGGCAGCCUACCUCAAUCAGUAGUUUGAGGGGAUGGAGUGAAGAGUCAACAUCAUUUACAUCAGCAGAAUAUUGUGUUAGGUCCUCAGAAUGCCUUCCGACCGCCUCGUCUUCCUGACCACUCUCCUUGUGCUACUGAUGGCCGUGUUGACCUCCAGCACCAGAACCACACGCUGGCCCAAACCUCAGACCACCAAGAAGCCCCCUCGAGCUGGGAGCGGGGGUGGAGGUGGAGGAUUAGGACGGACCACCACCACGACCCCAUCCCCUUCCAGCAGUCUCACUGAUGAGACAACUGAGGUUACGAUGGACUCUCACUCCCUCUCCCCUACAGACAGCACCACCUACUCUAGCGACAGUUACUCCACUGAGUUCCACACCGAUGCCAUAGCGCCCCCCGGGAACGCCCUUGGAAACUAUAGCCUUAACUACAAUGAAUGCUUCUUCAACAUCUGUGAGUGCUGUCCGCCAGAGAGAGGCCCCGUAGGGCCCGUGGGAGAGAAAGGGCCAUCGGGACCGCAAGGAGAGAGAGGCCCUCUAGGGUUACCAGGAGAGAAGGGAGAAACAGGGACCAGAGGGCCUCCAGGAUCAGCAGGACUACCUGGAGCCAAUGGACUCAAUGGGGACAUAGGUGACAAAGGUGAUCAAGGACCGGUGGGUCUUCCUGGUGCCCCUGGGAUCCCAGGAAAAGCAGGAGAGAGGGGUGAUCCGGGCCCCAGAGGAGAGAAAGGUGAACGUGGCUUCAGCGGUCUGAAAGGGGACCUGGGAGAAAAAGGAGAGCCUGGCCUGAAUGGGACUAAGGGCAACCCUGGGCGAGAGGGGCCUAUAGGUCCCCCUGGACUAGCUGGGACAAAGGGUCAGAAAGGUGACCAAGGACUUACAGCCGAGUGUUUACCAGGUGAUGUGGGUGAGCGUGGGCCCCCUGGUAUGAGAGGUGAGAUGGGCCCCCCAGGAGUGAAUGGAACUGAUGGUGUAAAGGGAGAGAGAGGGGAGCCAGGGCCUCCGGGAGGGAAGGGGGAUACUGGUUCUAGAGGGCCCCCAGGACCUCCAGGAGGGAGGGGCAUGGCAGGGCAGAGGGGGGAGAGGGGAGCUAAAGGUGGGCGUGGGCCUCGUGGCCCUAAAGGCCCACCAGGUGAGAGUGUAGAGCAGAUUCGCUCUGCCUUCAGUGUGGGCUUGUUUCCCAGCAGGUCCUUCCCUCCGCCCGGCCUGCCUGUGAAGUUUGAUAAGAUAUUUUACAAUGGGGAGGGACACUGGGACCCAACAAUCAACAAGUUCAAUGCCACCUACCCAGGGGUCUACUUAUUUAGCUAUCACAUUACCGUGCGCAACCGGCCCGUGCGUGCUGCUCUAGUAAUUAAUGGGAUACGGAAGCUGCGGACUCGGGAUUCUCUGUACGGCCAGGACAUCGACCAGGCGUCCAACCUGGCACUGAUGCAGCUGAAUGAAGGCGACCAGGUGUGGCUGGAGACACUGAGAGACUGGAACGGAGUUUACUCCAGCAGUGAGGAUGACAGCACUUUCUCUGGCUUCCUGCUUUACCCAGACCCAAAGAACAAACCUACUGAUAUGUGAAACAUGUGACGGCAGCCUUUGACCUUGGAUGACCCUAGUAGUUACUACAUGUAGACUCUGCACAACCUUCAGCCUAUUGCACUGCUCUGUCAAAUGAAUGUGAUUUAGCUAAAUGCUGCUGCUUCGGUAUCUGCUAGCUGCUGCCGUGCUAAUCAAACUAAAUGCUUUGCUUGCCUUGCUGUAUUUGGAGAUGGAUGAGGCUUGAUUAUACUGCUGUAUGCAACACUUCAGUUCUUUGUAACAAUGCAUUAAAAAUGACUAUGCUUGAAAUGGA